Diceros bicornis minor is the source of this 2480-nucleotide messenger RNA. RefSeq names its product signal peptide peptidase like 2B (gene SPPL2B). The transcript has 15 exons. The record is from RefSeq and is a predicted model, not a curated record. Gene Ontology annotation, cellular component: cytoplasmic side of endoplasmic reticulum membrane; Golgi-associated vesicle membrane; lumenal side of endoplasmic reticulum membrane. Lineage: Eukaryota; Metazoa; Chordata; Mammalia; Perissodactyla; Rhinocerotidae. Bases 6 to 1760 code for a protein of 584 amino acids. Gene Ontology annotation, molecular function: aspartic endopeptidase activity, intramembrane cleaving. Gene Ontology annotation, biological process: membrane protein proteolysis.
CCGACAUGGCGGCGGCGGCGGCGCUGGCGCGGCUCGAGGUGGCCUUCCUCCUCCUCGCGGCCCAGGCGGCCUGUGAGUACGGCAUGGUGCACGUGGUCUCCGAGGCCGGGGGUUCCCAGGGCAAGGACUACUGCGUCCUCUACAACCCGCAGUGGGCCCACCUGCCACACGACCUCAGCAAGGCGUCUCUCCUGCAGCUGCGGGACUGGACGAGCUCCGUGCUCUGCUCCCCAGCCGACCUCCCGGCCAGAGGCUUCAGCAACCAGAUCCCGCUGGUGGCGCGGGGCAACUGCACCUUCUACGAGAAAGUGAGGCUGGCCCAGGGCAGCGGGGCGCGCGGGCUGCUCGUUGUCAGCAAGGAGACGCUGGUGCCCCCAGCGGGCAACAAGACGCAGUACGACGAGAUCGGCAUUCCCGUGGCACUGCUCAGCCACAGAGACAUGCUGGACAUUUUCAAGAGUUUCGGCCGAGCGGUGCGGGCGGCGCUGUACGCCCCCAAUGAGCCCAUGCUGGACUACAACAUGGUCAUCAUCUUCAUCAUGGCGGUCGGCACCGUCGCCCUCGGGGGCUACUGGGCCGGGAGCCGGGACGUGAAGAAAAGGUACAUGAAACACAAGCGCGACGACGGGCCCGAGAAGCAGGAGGACGAGGCGGUGGACGUGACGCCCGUGAUGAUCUGCGUCUUCGUGGUCCUGUGCUGCUCCAUGCUGGUGCUGCUCUACUACUUCUACGACAAGCUCGUCUACGUCAUCAUCGGGAUCUUCUGCCUGGCGUCCUCCACGGGCCUCUACAGCUGCCUGGCGCCGCUGGUCCAGAGGCUGCCCUUCUGCCGGUGCAGGGUCCCGGACAACAGCCUGCCAUACUUCCACAAGCGCCCCCAGGUGCGCAUGCUGCUCCUGGCGCUCUUCUGCCUGGCCGUCAGCGUGGUGUGGGGAGUCUUCCGGAACGAGGACCAGUGGGCCUGGAUCCUUCAGGACGCACUGGGCAUUGCUUUCUGCCUCUAUACGUUGAAAACCAUCCGCCUCCCCACGUUCAAGGCCUGCACGCUGCUGCUGCUCGUGCUCUUCGUCUACGACGUCUUCUUUGUGUUCAUCACGCCCUUCCUGACCAAGAGCGGGAACAGCAUCAUGGUUGAAGUGGCCACCGGGCCCUCGGACUCGGCCACCCACGAGAAGCUCCCCAUGGUCCUGAAGGUGCCCCGGCUGAACGCCUCGCCGCUGGCGCUGUGCGACCGGCCCUUCUCUCUCCUGGGCUUCGGGGACAUCCUGGUCCCAGGGCUGCUCGUGGCCUACUGUCACCGCUUUGACAUCCAGGUGCAGUCCUCCAGGGUCUACUUCGUGGUCUGCACCAUUGCCUACGGCAUUGGCCUCCUGGUGACAUUCAUGGCCCUGGCCCUGAUGCAGCGCGGCCAGCCCGCCCUGCUCUACCUGGUGCCCUGCACGCUGAUCGCCAGCUGCGCCCUGGCCCUUUGGCGCCGGGAGCUGGGCAUGUUCUGGACGGGCAGCGGCUUUGCGAAGGACCUACCUCAGCCUCCAUGGGCGCCGGCCUCCGCUGAUGGCCCGCAGCCUCCGAAAGACUCCGACGCCACCGUCUCCCAGCAGUCUCCAGGUGAAGAACCGGUCAGGUCCCCCGUGUCCGGAGAGCAGCCCCCAGAACCUUCCACACCCCAGGAGACGGGGCUCGGCACGCCCGCCCAGGAGCCCGUGAGCCCGACCGGCCGCACCCCCGACCCCGCGGGCCUGACGGGCGCCUCGGCCUAGGAGAGGGCGGCACGGACUCGGCCCCCUUGCUGCCAUCCCCACCACACCGAGGGGGCUCCCCCGAGACUGGACCACCCACCCUGCCCCCGACUUGGUGCUCUGGUCUGGCCGAUGCUUACGUCGGGGCGGGGGCCCCAUGGCUACUGCCCCGGCUCCUCCCCCUUCUCCCUCGCCCCUCCCCGCCCUCCAGCCCGCUGCGCCCCGGCCCCUCCAGUCCUGCUCCGAGCUCGCGUGGCUGCUGCAAGGCCCUCCGGCCGGCCGAGGCCACACUGGGUGAGUGCUUGGCCCGCGGUCUUCCUCUCGGAUUCCGUCUGCUGGUACCUCAGGAAGGGCCUGGGGCCGUCCCCUCUGCCCGAUGGCUGCAGAUCCGCCCGCACCUGGUGCUUCCCGUGCUGCCGCCUUCCUCCGCGGCCGGCCCUCGGGGCAGGAGAGGACAGGCUGGCUGCCCCUUCCCCCGGGACGUGCCCCGCAGAGCCCCUUUCUGCAGGCCGGCCGGUCCAGAGACUGAGAGCCCGGCCCCCCGAGGUUUGGACUCAGGCUGGCGUGGGGUCCAGACCCCCGUCUGGUUGGUAGGGGGCCCGUGAGGAGGGGCCGCCACUGAGGGCUGCAGACGAGGCCGUCAGCGGGCACCUGCUCCCUGUGGGCCGCGCCCACCCCGUCCUCCAUCAGCCCCGCACCAACCUCCUCCACGUUCUAAUAAACGGCCACGACGUUUUGAAA